This is a messenger RNA of Ilex paraguariensis (yerba mate), 1043 nucleotides long. The record is from the annotation of a GenBank genome assembly. Lineage: Eukaryota; Viridiplantae; Streptophyta; Magnoliopsida; Aquifoliales; Aquifoliaceae.
CCAAAUUCAAAGGCACUUAUUCUCCAAGUUUCAAUUUUUUUCCAACAUCUCUGCUUCAGCCUCUCUCUCCAUCGGCCAUUAAUGGCCUCCGCAAGCUCUUUCAAAACGAUCUCCUCUCUGAAUCUACCCACCUCAGGAUUCGCCUCUAAUUUCGAAAGCCACAGACAGUUAUCUUCUAAACUCUCAAAUCCAUUUGUUUCAAGUCAAAACCUCAAGAUCUCAAAAGCCCAUCAAGACUUCUCCAGCGGAAGACCUUUGGGAGGAGUGAAAACGACAGCGUUCUUCUUCAACAUCUUCGGAAAAAAACAGGAGCCUUCAAAACCUAUCAAAGUUCAAGAAUUAUACGUCUACGAGAUCAAUGAACGAGACAGAGGCAGCCCAGCAUACCUAAGGCUAAGCCAGAAAGAAGUCAAUUCACUUGGUGACCUUGUCCCAUUUAGCAACAAGCUCUACUCUGGUGACCUAAACAAGAGGCUAGGCAUCACAGCAGGCCUUUGUGUCCUAAUCAAGCAUGUCCCAGAAAAGAAUGGUGACCGUUAUGAGGCCACAUACAGUUUCUACUUCGGCGAUUACGGGCACCUGUCUGUUCAAGGCGCAUAUCUGACGUACGAGGACACGCAUUUGGCCGUGACUGGUGGGUCGGGUAUAUUCGAGGGGGUGUAUGGUGAGGUGAAGCUGCAACAGCUUGUGUUCCCAUUCAAAUUGUUUUAUACGUUUUAUUUGAAGGGGAUUAAGGAUUUGCCAGCUGAGCUUGUGGUCACCCCGGUGACCCCGACGCCAUCUGUUGAGCCAUCGGCGGCAGCCAAGGCCGCCAAGACAGGUGCUGUUAUUCCUAAUUUCACUGACUAGUGAUAGGUUGGUUUACCAAAUGAUUGGUGUAUGGUAUGUUACUAUGUUAUGUUACUUUUGUUCGAACAUUCAUUAUGAUUUUUAUAUGUUUGUCUUUGUGGAAUUAGUUGAAACUGCAAUGAAGGAGCAUCUAUAAAAUAGUGUAUGACGGUUCAUUUAUUGUGAAAGCAUAGUAUUAGCUAAGUUUGAGCUUA